Molecule: messenger RNA, 1507 nt
Organism: Engraulis encrasicolus (European anchovy)
Lineage: Eukaryota; Metazoa; Chordata; Actinopteri; Clupeiformes; Engraulidae
Gene: msrb1b
Product: methionine sulfoxide reductase B1b
Exons: 4
Biological process (GO): protein repair
Cellular component (GO): nucleus
Molecular function (GO): L-methionine (R)-S-oxide reductase activity; peptide-methionine (R)-S-oxide reductase activity
Source: RefSeq, a predicted model, not a curated record
CAAAAACCCACGUGACGUGAUUAGACCUGUGCUUGUAGUCUUUCGUAAGCAGUGCACCGACAUCUAAGCAGACAAAAUGUCUUUUUGCUCUUUUUUUGGAAGAGAGUAUUACAAGGAUCAUUUCAAACCAGGCAUCUACGUCUGUUCCCAGUGUGCGCAUCCUUUGUUUUCAAGCCGAUCUAAAUAUGAACAUUCCUCGCCAUGGCCUGCCUUCACUGAAACACUUAGGGAGGACAGCGUGACGAAACACAUGGAGAGCCUCACGGCCUUCAAGGUUCUGUGUGGCAAGUGUGGAAAUGGACUAGGCCAUGAAUUUGUGAACGAUGGACCAGAGGAAGGUGUUAAUCGCUUCUGAAUAUUCAGCCACUCGCUUAAGUUUGUCCCUAAAGAUAAGGUUGAUGGACAGUAAAGCGAGCCUGACCUCCAAUGCUGCUGUUGUUUGCACAAGCGUUCUUGUCUCUGGAUGGAUACCUCAUGACGUGGACUGGAAAAAGGCCCCAACUUGCCAGCCUGUUCACUGAUGCUUUGUCUUCAUCUGGACAACAGAAACUAAUAGAUCUUUGUUUUACAUCCAUAUCACACAAUUUAUGGAAAUAAGCUCAUUUUACGCUAUCCCCUUGAGUUGAUGAAUUGAGUUGUGUCUUUCUCCUGAAUUUCUUCUCUGGCAGCACAUAUUUUACCUCCAAGCUAGUGUAUCAGAGGUCAUCUGCAUUAGUUUGCCACUCUGGCUCAAAUCCGCAACCUAUCAGUUAGUUCACACUCUAUUUCAGCAUGGGAUGCAUAGCACAAUAGCUAGGUCCAGACUGAUAGCUGAGUGGUAUCAAUACUGUAUGAGGCUUCGGGAGGGAGGUUUACUAAUGCUCUACUGCCAAACUACUAGUUGGCAUCCGUUACACUUGCAUACAGUAUAUAAUGAAAUUGUAGCCGGUAGCGUAGAAUCCUAUGGUACCUACCAGCUACAAUUCCAUUCUUUGCUAGUGCUAUACAAUGAUAAUUGGCAUCUUGAAACUACAGUAGAAGUAACAUCACCAGACCAAAAGAAGGAGGAGAUGCAAUGUAGUUCAAUCAUUUAACUGAAGGGGAGAUGUUAUCAUUUUAAAGAUCCAUUAAUCAUUUUAUUUUCAUACUUUUGCAGAGCAACAUGUUGAACAUGUCAAGAUAAAACCAUGUCGUUCCAGUCAUAUCAUUAAGUUUAAGUUCCGUAUUGUACAUAUUUUAGUAGUGUACAGUUCUGUUAAAGCCAAAGUAAUGGUGUGAAUAGCCUAUUCAUAAAAUAGUCAGGGUUGUCACUAACAAACUCUACACAAUAUUGCACCACAUUCCAUAUGAAUCACAAAUUCUGAAGUGAUCUGUUUUAUUUUAAUGUACCGUAUGUGUGUAUUAUGCAAGAAAUCAGGGAAAUGCUGUGAUUUGCAAAGGACUGAAUGGCUUGAUAAAAUGUGGGUUAGAUCUGUCAUAUCCUGGACGGCGAAACUUUAUACACAAUAAACAAAACAAAUGUACUUGA